AUGGCCAAAAAGAGAUCAAAAGAAAAUAUAGAAAAUGAAUCAUCUGAUGAAGAAAUAGAAAAGAAAAAAUUAAAAAGGGAUAAACAUGAAGAAAAAGAAUUAAAUAAAAAAGAAAAGAAAGAAAAGAAAGAAAAGAAAGAAAAGAAAGAAAAGAAAGAAAAGAAAGAAAAAAAAGAAAAGAAAGAAAAGAAAGAAAAGAAAGAAAAGAAAGAUGAAAAUGAUUUGGAUAAAGGCUGUUCAGAUAAAAGUAGAGAUAAUAAAGAAAUAAACAACGAGGAUAAAAAAGAUAAAAAAGAUAAAAAAGAUAAAAAAGAUGAACGCAAAGAAAACAAUGAAAAAAAAGAUAAAAAUGAAAAAAAAGAUAAUAUAGAAAUAAAAGAAUUAAACUCUGGUAAAUUAAAAGAAAAUGAACUUGAAGAUGAUAAUAAUAAUAAUAAUAAUAAUAAUAUAAAAUUAGAAAAAGAUAAUAAAUUUAAAGAAAAUGAAAACUUGGAAGAUAAUAAUGAAAAUGAUAAUAAUGAUAAUAAUGAUAAUAAUGAAAAGAUAAUAAAAGAAAUAUUAAUAUAUAAUAAUAAAGAAGAUAUGGAAAAGAUAGACUUUAAAAAGUUACCUUGGUUUGAAAGUAUUAAAGAGAAAUUUUCAAAUAUUAUAUGGUCAAAAAAUAUAAAUGAAUCACCAACUAUUCUUGUAAUUUUUGAAGAGGUAGAAUGUGAAUUCUUUGUAAAUAUGAUAACAUCAAUCUAUUAUCAAGAGUUAUCAAUAGCAUAUAACUCUACAUUAAGUAGUAAGAGGAUAAUAGUUGGAUUUGAUUUAGAGGGUACAAUACCAUAUUCUAUUCAAAUAUCAACAAAAACCGUAUCAGCUGUUAUAUACAUCAAAGCAAUGGGUAAAUUAACAGAUGGUUUAAUUAAAUUAUUAAAGGAUAAAAGUAUAAUUAAAGCAGGUACUGGUGUUAAAAGUGAUUUUGAACGUAUAUCAAAGAUAUUUCCAAGUGUAAAGAGUGAAUCAGCAUUGGAUGUUGGUUGUGUUGCAUUCAGAAGUGGUAUUACAAAUAAUUAUUUACCACUUGAAGUAUUGGCAAUUGAUUUACUUGGUUUAGGUAAAUAUAAUUUCCACCGUCAAUAUAAAGCAAAACCAAAUAAUCGUGAAGAUUGGAUAACUCAAACCAUCAAUGAUAUGGAUCAACAUAAAUAUGCAGCUAUAGACGCUUGGUUAGGUUAUAAAUUAGCUGAAACACUCUAUACAAAUCUAAAGAAUCAUUCAUCAUUCUAUGAUUGGUCAAAAUCAAAUCUAACUGGUAAUUUCCAAUUUCGUGAUCAUAAAGACUUUGAAAAAAUAGAAGAAUCAAUAGUUUUCGAUGAAAAUAAUCAAAUUAAUUAUUUCCCAUUUUCAAAGAUCCCUCCAAAAUUAAAUAAUACUGCCGUGGCAACAACAAAUUUUAAUCAAAUUCAAGAGUCAAAAGCUUCAUCAAAAAUAAAAAAUGCUGAAAAAUAUGAAAAAGCAAAUAAUCAUGAAAAUUUAUUAAAGUUACAAGAAAUUAAAAAAAAGAAUAAAAGACCUUUUAUUUAA
Dictyostelium discoideum AX4 is the source of this 1569-nucleotide messenger RNA. RefSeq names its product 5'-3' exonuclease domain-containing protein. Gene Ontology annotation, molecular function: nucleic acid binding. Lineage: Eukaryota; Evosea; Eumycetozoa; Dictyosteliales; Dictyosteliaceae. The record is from RefSeq and is a predicted model, not a curated record. The transcript has a single exon. The coding region runs from base 1 to 1569 and encodes 522 amino acids.